UGAGCAGUUAUGGAAUGAGCGUGGGUCCUAAGACAGUGGGCAUUACGGUCCACGCCCCUCUCUUUUCUCUGUGGAAUUAACCCUCGAUCUGUCUGCUACUUGUCCACCCAGAAAAUCACCGAUCACUCUUGUUACCUUGGAGUUGAAGAGUGUAUAAUACUUACUACUACUGCCUAUCAUUCUCAACCGAAGCAGAAACCCACAUCCUCAGGACUGCUAUUCCAACAACUCCCUAAUCCACACCUACAACGCAUAAACCAGUGACUUAUCUUUGCGGGACGGAGAGAUUACAAAUGAAAGACUUUGGAAUCUUGGAUUAUGCAUUUGAUCCAUUGAUCUUAGUAUGUUGCUGAGGGAGUUUGUCUUUUUUUCUUGUUAAAGAUUGGUGAUGGAGUCGAAAAACGGGCUUUCAGUGGAGGAUGAGAGUGGUGUUCUUGAGAAAUUGGACUCAAACGAAGAGGAGCAUCAUGUUGAUGAAAGUGAGAAGGUUCUGGAUGUAAAAGUCACUUCUGAAAAUGCAUUGAAGGCUGAAGAAGGUCUUGAUUCAUCUGGACUUGUGGUCAAACCAUCAGUUUCUGUUUCAAAAAGUAGAAUUUCAAAUCCCUUGAAAAAAGCACCAAACAAUGGUAGUUUAAAAGGCAGUAAAGUGGCCAAAGAUGGGCCUAAUUCGAAAGCCCCAGCUCCACUUGCUUGUAACACAAGGCGGAGUAUUACUCUGAGUCUAUCUUUCCCAGCAAGGGGACUUCGUACUGAUGUCAUGAAGAAGAGCGCUGAUGGGCACCCGGUGAAAGCUGAUGCUCAAAGUACCAGAGUGAAUGGGGGGAAGUCUGAGUUUUCAUCUUCAAAUGGGUCCCGUUCGAAUCCAACUAAUAGGCGAAAUUCCACCGGACCAAACUCAAAGGAAAAUGAUGGUGGGGCUUCCACUCGGCGGACUACUUUAGCAUCCCUUCCAAGCACUCAGCAGCCUAUAUAUGGAAAAUCUGGUUCUGGAAAUGGAGAUGUGAAGUUGCCUCAAUCCGAAGUUCCAUUGUCACUUGAUCAAGACUCAGAACAAGUUAAAGCUGCAUUUGCAACGAAAGAGAAUGAUGAUGCCCGCUCUACUACAUCAUCAAAUGCCGCUCCUGGUGGGCAGCAAAGGAGUAGCGGCUCUGUAUUUUCGUUCAAGUUGGACGAACGUGCUGAGAAGAGAAAAGAGUUCUUUUCAAAGCUAGAGGAGAAAAUACAUGCAAGGGAAGCGGAAAAGAGUACCUGGCAAGAAAAAUCAAAGGAAAGCCAGGAGGCAGAGAUAAAACAAUUGAGGAAGAGCCUGAAAUUUAAAGCUGCACCCUUGCCAAGUUUCUAUAAAGAGCCCCCUCCAAAAGUUGAACUUAGAAAGAUACCGACCACACGUCCAAUAUCUCCAAAGCUAGGAAGGAACAAGGACCUCUCCAGUGCUGCAACAAAUGUAUCCUCUGAAGGUAACAACCAAGAACAGGCAAAGACACCAAGAGUUAUCCGAGCAAAGUCUGAUAAGAGUGUUGCUGCUUCAAAGAAGCCAAUAAAGAAGUCUAGGGAGUCUGUUGCCAGUAAAGCGGAAGGAAAGCCAGUCGAGUUAAUAAAAGAGACGACUACAAAAGAAGAAAGGCAAGACCAGAAAACUGGUGUGGGAGAAGUGGUGGAAGAAAACCAAAAGCAGUUAGUGAAUUCUGGUGAUUUUAAAGACAGGACAGAAAUGGACGCCGACAAACAUAAUGGUCCUGGUAUGGUUUUAUCGGGUCCGGAGAUCCAGCCCGCCGAAGUUGCCGUUGGAGGUUGAAUGCAGGAGUGUUCUAAAACUUGUGUUUAUAAGUUUUGAAAGUCUUUUCAGGUUCCAUUUGUGUUCUGUUGUGAAUAGUGUGUGACUUUUGAAAAGAUAUAUGAACUGGUAUCCACAUGUUAAUAUGAAUGAUGUUUGUCAUUGUUUUAUUUUGAUCACCAGAACUAUGAGGCUGUGGUGAAAGACUGGUAUCAUUCUUUAGUCUAUUUCGUGUCUUGUGAAUUACUGUUCUUUAAUACUUAAUAAAAUAAAAUUGUUUGGUUGAGUCA
Molecule: messenger RNA, 2064 nt
Organism: Rhododendron vialii
Lineage: Eukaryota; Viridiplantae; Streptophyta; Magnoliopsida; Ericales; Ericaceae
Product: protein WVD2-like 4
Exons: 8
Coding region: 389-1795 (468 amino acids)
Molecular function (GO): microtubule binding
Source: RefSeq, a predicted model, not a curated record